Lecanosticta acicola is the source of this 1548-nucleotide messenger RNA. The record is from the annotation of a GenBank genome assembly. NCBI's taxonomy places the organism in Eukaryota, Fungi, Ascomycota, Dothideomycetes, Mycosphaerellales, Mycosphaerellaceae.
AUGCACAGCAACGGCGUGCAUAUGAACGGUGUCAAUGGCACUUCGAACCGACACCAUGGCGACACGAAUGGCCUUUCGAGAUUGCGCACACAGGAUCAAACAAUUCGGACCGAUAACAACGACUCAUCAUCACCUACAACCAACGGCCAUUCGAGACCCGCGAGAUCGCCGCGACGACCGUCGAACCCUCUCGCACCGCCUUUCAUAGUGUCUGCUCCAGGAAAGACGAUCGUGUACGGCGAACAUGCGGUUGUUCACGGCAAAGCUGCAAUCGCAGCGGCCAUCUCUCUCCGCUCCUACCUCCUCGUCACCACCCUCACCAAGUCGCAGCGGACGGUAGCGUUGAAAUUCACGGACAUCGGCUUGGAUCACACUUGGAGCAUCGCGGACUUGCCAUGGCGAGAAUUUGCGCAUCCGAGUCGGAAGAAGAGGUACUAUGAUCUCGUGACGACAUUGGAUCAGGAGCUGGUCGCGGCGAUGCAGCCACACAUAACGCCUGUGAGCGCGCACGAGACGCCGGAGAAGAGGAAGAUACACCAGAACGCGGCCAGUGCGUUCUUAUACCUGUUCUUGAGCUUGGGGAGUAAGGACAGUCCUGGAUGUGUAUAUGCGAUGCGUUCCGCCAUACCGAUCGCAGCAGGCCUUGGCAGCAGUGCCAGUGUGAGCGUAUGCAUCGCAGCCGCACUUCUCGUACAAAGCCGGGCGUUGUCCGGACCACAUCCAGAUCAACAGACAAACGAAGCAGAAGAGCAAUUGGAACGUAUCAAUCGCUGGUCGUUCGUGGGAGAAAUGCUUAUCCACGGCAACCCGAGUGGAGUGGACAACACAGUCGCAACCAACGGUCACGCAGUGCUGUUCCAACGGAAAGACUACACCAAACCACCCGCUGUCACCGUGCUCCGAGAUUUUCCGGAAUUGCCCUUACUCCUUGUCGAUACAUGCCAGCCCAAAUCGACCGCGGCAGAAGUCGCAAAGGUAGCCAACCUCAAAUCCCUACACCCUGCCGUUGUCGAGAAUACCCUGAACGCUAUCGACUCCAUCACCCGCUCCGUCUACGACCGAAUCACGUCUGACGACUUUGACCCCGCGGCGCAGGAGAGCAUCGUCCAUCUAGGGGAGCUCAUGUCCAUCAACCACGGUCUGCUGACCAGUCUGGGCGUCUCGCAUCCUCGACUGGAAAGGUUACGCUACCUCGUCGACCAGGCCGGCGUCGGGUGGACGAAACUCACGGGCGCCGGCGGAGGAGGUUGUGCCAUCACACUACUGAAACCCGAAAGCCUCUCGAGCGCGGACAGCCAGCUCAACGGACACGCAGCGCACGAGACGCAGAGCCCCCUGCAACACUUGGAAAAGCAGCUGGACGCGGAAGGCUUCAAGAAGUAUCAGACCACCUUGGGAGGCGAUGGCGUGGGCGUGUGUUAUCCCGCGAUUAUCAAUCGGGAAGAAAUCGACAUGGAGAUGUUCUUGACUGCUGAUGGGAGGGAAGGGGUGGAGCGGUUGGUCGAUGGGAGGGAUGAUCGGGACGCUUGGAAGUAUUGGAGACCUUGA